Messenger RNA from Piliocolobus tephrosceles (Ugandan red Colobus), 553 nucleotides. It is a transcript of the gene H2BC1, whose product is annotated as H2B clustered histone 1. Gene Ontology annotation, cellular component: nucleosome. Lineage: Eukaryota; Metazoa; Chordata; Mammalia; Primates; Cercopithecidae. The transcript has a single exon. Gene Ontology annotation, molecular function: protein heterodimerization activity; structural constituent of chromatin; DNA binding. The coding region runs from base 111 to 494 and encodes 127 amino acids. The record is from RefSeq and is a predicted model, not a curated record.
UUACUUGGUGACGGCUGGAGUUGAGGUGUUACUAGAGCUGUUUAACACUUCUGAAAGAGCUGCUUAACACCUAAAAGAGCUGCUUAACGCUGCAGAAGCUCGUGGCAGUUAUGCCGGAGUUAUCAUCUAAAGGUGCUGCUAUUUCCAAGAAAGGCUUUAAGAAAGCUGUCGUUAAGACGCAGAAGAAGGAAAGCAAGAAACGCAAGAGAACCCGCAAAGAGAGCUAUUCUAUUUACAUCUACAAGGUGCUGAAGCAGGUCCAUCCGGAUACUGGAAUCUCUUCCAAAGCCAUGAGUAUCAUGAAUUCCUUCGUCACUGAUAUCUUUGAGCGUAUAGCGAGUGAGGCAUCACGCUUGGCUCACUACAACAAACGCUCCACCAUCUCUUCUAGAGAGAUUCAGACGGCAGUGCGCUUACUGCUGCCGGGAGAGCUGGCUAAACAUGCUGUGUCUGAGGGCACCAAAGCUGUCACUAAGUACACCAGCUCCAAGUAAACCUGCCAAGUAAACAACCCAAAGGCUCUUUUCAGAGCCACUUACACAUACUGAAAGAG